Benincasa hispida (wax gourd) is the source of this 3506-nucleotide messenger RNA. Its product is annotated as U-box domain-containing protein. NCBI's taxonomy places the organism in Eukaryota, Viridiplantae, Streptophyta, Magnoliopsida, Cucurbitales, Cucurbitaceae. Gene Ontology annotation, biological process: protein polyubiquitination; ubiquitin-dependent protein catabolic process; ERAD pathway. Gene Ontology annotation, cellular component: ubiquitin ligase complex; cytoplasm; nucleus. Gene Ontology annotation, molecular function: ubiquitin-ubiquitin ligase activity. The record is from RefSeq and is a predicted model, not a curated record.
AGUGUGUAGGCAAAACAAAACAUAUACCCCGUCUUCCCUUCUCUUCUCUUUAGCAUUGACAGGAAAAAAAAAAAAAAGGUUCAGUCCUUUGAUCUCCUUCUUCUUCUUCCUUAUUCUCAACUCUAAUGGCGACCUCAAAACCCCAAAGGUCACCUGAGGAGGUCGAAGACAUUAUCCUUCGAAAAGUCUUCCUCGUUUCUCUCACCGAUUCUUCCGAUUCCGAUUCCAGAAUCGUCUAUCUCGAGCAAACCGCUGCCGAACUCCUAAGCGAGGGCAAACAAUUGAGGAUUUCAAGAGAUAUUAUGGAGCGCAUCAUAAUCGAUCGUCUUUCCGGAAAUUUCCCCUCCGCCGAACCCCCUUUUCAGUACCUAAUCGGCUGCUACCGUCGAGCUCACGACGAGAGUAAGAAAAUCGCUUCCAUGAAGGAUAAGACUCUGCGCUCUCAUAUUGAAAUUUCCCUCAAGCAAGCCAAGAAGUUGACGAUUUCGUAUUGUAGGAUUCAUUUGGGGAAUCCCGAAUUGUUUUCGGGUGCCGAUUUAGGUACUCCUAACUCCAACACUUCGCCUUUGCUUCCUUUGAUUUUCUCUGAGGUUGGAAGCUCCAUGGAUGGAUUUGGGGCUAGUACCAGUGUUGGUGGAGCCUUUCAGUGCCCUCCGGGUUUCCUGGAGGAGUUUCUUCGUGACCCGGAUUUUGAUACAUUAGACCCCAUCUUGAAGGGAUUAUAUGAGGAUUUAAGGGGUAGUGUCCUUAAAGUUUCUGCUCUUGGGAACUUCCAGCAGCCCUUAAGAGCACUUAGGUUUCUGGUCAGCUUUCCUGUUGGUGCUAAGUCUCUUGUCAAACAUCCUUGGUGGAUUCCCACUGGUAAAUAUUCCAAUGGGCGUGUCAUUGAGAUGACAAGCAUUUUGGGGCCUUUCUUCCAUGUCAGUGCUCUGCCUGACCAUGCCAUUUUUAAGAGCCAACCUGAUGUUGGGCAGCAGUGCUUUUCAGAAGCAUCAACUCGUAGACCAGCUGAUUUACUAUCUUCAUUCACUACAAUUAAGACAGUCAUGAAUAACUUAUAUGAUGGCAUUGCGGAAGUUCUUCUCUCCCUUCUUAAGAACACAGAGACCCGUGAAAAUGUUCUUGAGUAUCUUGCAGAGGUGAUAAAUAGAAACUCAUCAAGGGCUCAUAUACAGGUUGACCCUCUCUCCUGUGCAAGUUCGGGCAUGUUUGUUAAUCUCAGUGCCAUCAUGCUACGUCUCUGUGAGCCAUUUCUAGAUGCAAACUUGACCAAAAGGGAUAAAAUUGAUCCAAAAUAUGUAUGUUAUAGUAACCGCUUGGAGUUAAGAGGAUUAACUGCUCUACAUGCUUCAUCGGAAGAAGUUACCGAAUGGAUUAACAAUGGUACUCAGUUGAGAACUGAUAACUCUGGGCAGUCCAGCGACAGUGAAAGUCGCUUGCUACAAUCACAAGAAGCUUCCAGUUCUGGCAGUAAUGCUACUCUUGGAUCUUCUACUGCAAAAGCAAGAUUGAGUAGUGAUAAAACUAGGUACCCUUUCAUAUGUGAGUGCUUCUUUAUGACUGCAAGGGUGCUGAAUUUGGGCUUGUUAAAAGCAUUUUCAGACUUCAAGCAUUUAGUACAGGAUAUAUCUAGGUGUGAAGAUACACUGUCCACGCUUAAAGCCAUGCAGGGACAAGGGCCUGCCCCACAGCUUGAAAUGGAUAUAGCUCGCCUUGAGAAGGAAAUAGAGUUGUAUUCACAGGAAAAGCUUUGUUAUGAAGCUCAAAUACUGAGGGAUGGGACACUAAUCCAGCAAGCUCUUACUUUCUAUCGAUUGAUGGUUGUCUGGUUAGUUGGUUUGGUUGGUGGAUUUAAAAUGCCUCUUCCAUCAACUUGCCCAAUGGAAUUUGCAUCCAUGCCAGAACAUUUUGUGGAAGAUGCGAUGGAAUUGCUUAUAUUUGCUUCUCGGAUUCCAAAAGCUUUGGAUGGUAUCAAUUUGGAUGAUUUUAUGAACUUCAUUAUUAUGUUCAUGGCAAGUCCAGAAUAUAUCAGAAAUCCUUACUUAAGAGCAAAGAUGGUUGAAGUUCUGAAUUGCUGGAUUCCUCGUAGAAGUGGUUCAUCUGUAACAGCAACAUUAUUUGAAGGCCACCAACUAUCGCUCGAGUAUCUUGUUAGGAAUCUUUUAAAACUCUAUGUAGACAUUGAGUUCACUGGUUCGCAUACGCAGUUUUAUGACAAGUUCAACAUCCGUCAUAAUAUUGCCGAACUUCUCGAGUACCUUUGGCAGGUUCCUAGUCAUCGCAAUGCUUGGAGAAUGAUUGCCAAGGAAGAAGAGAAGGGCGUCUACUUGAAUUUCUUGAACUUCCUAAUCAAUGAUAGCAUUUAUCUUCUUGAUGAAAGCCUUAAUAAGAUUCUUGAACUUAAAGAGCUUGAAGCUGAAAUGUCAAAUACCGCAGAAUGGGAACGGAGACCUGCUCAAGAGAGGCAGGAGAGAACUCGGCUGUUUCACUCCCAAGAGAAUAUCAUUCGAAUUGAUAUGAAAUUAGCAAAUGAGGACGUGAGCAUGCUGGCAUUUACUUCAGAGCAAAUCACGGCUCCUUUCCUACUUCCGGAGAUGGUUGAAAGGGUGGCCAGCAUGCUUAAUUAUUUUCUCCUACAACUUGUUGGUCCUCAGCGAAGAUCUCUUAGUCUGAAAGACCCUGAAAAGUAUGAAUUCCGUCCAAAAGAGUUGCUUAAGCAGAUUGUUCACAUAUAUGUUCAUUUGGCACGAGGCGAUUCGGAGAAUAUUUUCCCAGCUGCCAUUUCAAAGGACGGCCGAUCGUACAAUGAGCAGUUGUUCACUGCCGCAGCAGUUGUACUUAACCGAAUUGGAGAAGAUGGUAGGAUAAUACAAGAGUUUAUUGAUCUUGGUAACAAAGCCAAGGAUGCAGCUUCCGAGGCCAUGGAUGCUGAAGCUACUCUAGGAGAUAUACCGGACGAAUUCCUCGACCCAAUCCAAUACACUUUAAUGAAGGACCCUGUGAUCUUACCUUCUUCGAGGAUCACAGUCGACAGACCCGUCAUUCAAAGACAUCUCCUCAGCGAUAGUACUGACCCAUUCAAUCGGUCUCAUCUGACCGCAGACAUGCUAAUACCGAAUGAAGAAUUGAAAGCAAGAAUUGAAGAAUUUAUCAGGUCACAAGAACUGAAGAAGCAACUGGAUGGAGGGGUUGCAAUGCAGAGCAGCAAGGCAACCAUCCAACCCACAAUCGGAGAAAUGUUGAUUGAUUGAUUAAAAGUAGAGAAAUAACAUAAUUGCUUGUUAUCUUAUGGUCUGGGAAUUAAAUAUUUUCUGAAAGAUUUUUAUAUUUGAUGAUUUAUAUUAUUAUCUUUGGGCUCUAUUCAGUGCUUAUGCUGCCUAACCUUGUAAGUUGUAAUAUUUGAAAAUAAAGAUUUGUAACUUAUCAGGAAAGUAAUAACUGGAAAAUGAUCCGAAAGGAAGAAUGAUGAAAUUAUGAAAUGAAAUGAGACUAUAGGUUGAGAAAAA